AUGGACCUCACGUCAACGGCGGCGCGUCUUUUGACCACCAACCACCCUCCUUCCAAGAUAGACGCAGCCAGAAUCAAGCAAUCUAUCAUCUUCAUAGACAAUCGAAUUCAAAAACUACAGAAAGACAUCGACCAACACCGUACUAGCAUCAACAAUAUAACGGCACGCCGCGACGAGCUCGUCGAGCGGAAGGAGGCUUAUCAAGGCAUUCUGUCACCAAUCCGAUGCUUGGCCCCCGAUAUCCUGGCAAACAUUCUUCGUCUGGCCAGCGCUGCUUCACUUCCUCAGUUCACUUUAUCCCUUUCGCGUGUUUGCCAGACGUGGAGGGCUAUAUUGCUGCAGAAUCCGGACAUCUGGACGAGAAUCGCCAUCCCAAGAUUCAUACAUACUGCCAGACUUCGCUCAGUAGCUGCAGGGGUCUCAGAGUGCAUACGACGAUCGAAGGCCCUUCCCCUAUCUAUUUCCUUCGACACUCUUCCACUCUCUCGUAAGGACUCCGCCGACCUCCUAUCGUUCAUCCCAGCAAAGCAGCGAUGGAAAACGGUUACCCUUACAGAGUCCUACCUCGAAUUCUUCGUCGGCAUCGCCAAGUCGAGCAAGAAUCCAUUCAAAGCAGUUGAAACUAUCUACAUCAAGACCGCCCCAGGAUACACGCGUCUUCCCCGCCUGAUCACCCUCGAGCUAAUGACACUCCCGAAACUUGCGAAUCUCAGCGUAGAGAUCAUGCAGCACCUCAGCAUCGACCAGAUCCAGGUCCCGAUCGCCCAGCUCUGUACAUUCGCGAUCCACAAAGCCGCCCCACGCGACACAGAAGUAGGCGUAGGUAUCGACGCGGCGAACCCACCUCCUGGCGUGUUCUGCCCAAAUUUGAGGCGACUCGAGCUCGCGAACGCGGAGUACCUCAUCUCCUUGCUUCUGUUCGUCAACGCGCCGAAUUUGCAGGAGCUGGUUCUCACCUCGGGAAGCGGCAGGAAUGAACAGGACAGGGAGACGCUCGCGGUUGACAUGGGCAUCGAGCAGGAGCUCGCGUUUUUCGUCACCGAAUCACGGUGCCAGUUGCGCCGGCUCGAGUUGGACGGCGUUCGUCUGGGUCGUGCAGAUUUCGUCGCGCUCCUCGAAUCGUUGAGGUCCCUCCGCGAACUCAAAGUGACGACUUCGCAAUUCCAUAUGCGGAAUUAUUUCGAUGGGGCGACGCUUGCGCGCUUGAUGGAGCUGAGGAGGAGUAAGGAUGGAGGCACGACGCCGCAGCUACAGGUCCUGGAGGUGUGUGUUCCGAGUGGUGCGGUGACGCGGAAGGCGUUCGCGGACUAUGUGAGGAUGCAUGGCAGGAUUCGACACGCCAAGCUGGAGUACGUCAAUGAAGACCAGGAGUGGUAG
Messenger RNA from Cyclocybe aegerita, 1377 nucleotides. The record is from the annotation of a GenBank genome assembly. NCBI's taxonomy places the organism in Eukaryota, Fungi, Basidiomycota, Agaricomycetes, Agaricales, Hemipholiotaceae.